This is a messenger RNA of Scylla paramamosain (green mud crab), 6570 nucleotides long. Its product is annotated as cyclin-dependent kinase 9-like. Gene Ontology annotation, cellular component: nucleus; cyclin/CDK positive transcription elongation factor complex. The record is from RefSeq and is a predicted model, not a curated record. The coding region runs from base 74 to 1300 and encodes 408 amino acids. Gene Ontology annotation, biological process: protein phosphorylation; positive regulation of transcription elongation by RNA polymerase II. The transcript is spliced from 8 exons. Gene Ontology annotation, molecular function: ATP binding; cyclin binding; RNA polymerase II CTD heptapeptide repeat kinase activity. Lineage: Eukaryota; Metazoa; Arthropoda; Malacostraca; Decapoda; Portunidae.
GCAAAUCGGAAAGGUUAUCAGACCUGGCGGGAGUAAAUAAACGGAGCCUCGGUGUGCAGCUGAUGACGGUAAGAUGAUGGGCAGUCGCGAGAAGAAUUACGAGGACCUGCACUUCCCGUUUUGCGAUGAAGUCAGCAAGUACGAGAAGCUGGACAAGAUAGGACAGGGCACGUUCGGGGAAGUGUUCAAGGCUCGACACAAGAAGACAAAGAAAGUUGUAGCCUUGAAGAAGGUACUUAUGGAAAAUGAAAAGGAGGGUUUCCCCAUCACUGCCCUUAGGGAGAUCAAGAUCCUGCAGCAGCUGAAGCAUGACAAUGUUGUCAAGCUGAAUGAAAUCUGCCGCACAAAACCAUCUGCUUUCAACCGUUGGCGCUCCACAUUCUACCUUGUGUUUGACUUCUGUGAGCACGACCUGGCGGGGCUGCUGUCCAACUACAAUGUGAAGUUCAGCCUCGGGGAGAUCAAGAAGGUGAUGCAGCAGCUCCUGGAGGGACUCUUCUACAUCCACAGCAGCAAGAUCCUCCACAGAGACAUGAAGGCAGCAAAUGUUCUCAUCACAAAGUCUGGAACACUCAAGUUGGCAGACUUUGGCCUUGCCCGAGCCUUCUCCCAGCGCAACGGUCAGCCCAACAGGUACACGAACCGCGUGGUGACCCUGUGGUACCGCCCCCCGGAGCUCCUGCUGGGGGAGAGGAACUAUGGGCCACCCAUCGACCUAUGGGGGGCGGGGUGCAUUAUGGCUGAGAUGUGGACCCGCACCCCCAUCAUGCAGGGCAGUACCGAGCAGCACCAGCUGAACCUGAUCUCCCAGCUGUGCGGCUCCAUCACCCCUGAGAUGUGGCCGGGCGUGGAGCUGCUGCCUCUCUACUCCACCAUGGAACUCCCCAAGAACCACAAGCGCAAGGUGAAGGACAGACUCAAACCCUACGUGAGGGACCCCUACGCUUGUGACCUUAUAGACAAGAUGCUCACCCUGGACCCGGCUAAGAGGAUGGACGCAGACUCAUCCCUUAACCACGACUUCUUCUGGGUGGACCCUCUGCCAUGCGACCUGGGCAAGAUGCUGUCCCACCACACCCACAGCAUGUUUGAGUUUCUGGCACCACCACGGCGAGGGAAGCAGCCACAGCAGCAGCAGGCCACACAACCCCAGCCAUCACAAGCAGCUCAUUCCUCACAGCAGUCCCAGUCCUCACAAUCUGGCCAGUCACAGCCAGGGGGAUCCAGACGGCCAGGGCAUCGCUCUUCUGCCUCCGCCAGUGUAGCCAGUAUGUCUUCAUGUCCUGAGAGAAUAUUCUGAGUCUUGUUUCAGUAUUCCAGUUGCUCCCUGUGUACCGGUGUUGCCUCUGUACUCCACGGUAUCCUGGUGGCUGUGGGGCUGUGGGUGUUCUUGUUGUUUUGUAGAGGUCCUCCCCCUGCAGUAUUAUUCAGAUAGGCCUUCAUGCUGUGUGUCUGAGUUCAUGUGUAUGGAGGUCUUGGUUUAGUGGUGACAGGAUGGCGUGUUUUUCUUGGUGCAGUGAAAUCUUACAGUAUGUUUGGAGGCCUUGGUUUGGAAAUGGUUAGAUGAAGGAGUAUUUGUCUUGGUGCAGUGAAAUCUUUAUUAUUUUUUUUAGCACUGCAUCAAGGAAGGAUUGGUUAUCUUGGUCUGGUGAAAUCUAUCUUAAGGUUUCUAUAAUAUUGCAUCAAGGAAAGAUUGGUUGAGUAAUUUGAGUGUUUGUGUAAGUGCAGUGAGGUUUAGGGUUAUUUUGACGCUGUGCUGAGAAAGGGACAAGUAGAUAAUUAAGUGUUUCUUUCAGCACAGUGAAUUAUAGUGUUAUUAUGGCACUGCAUCAAGGAAGGAUUGGUUAGGUAAUUGAGUGUUGGUGCAGUGAAAUCUAGUGUCAUUAUGAUGCACUGAGGAAGAACAAGAUUAAUGAUUGGGUGUUUAUUUUGGUAUAGUGAAAAAACAAUUGCAGCAACAUUAGGGUUAGUGUGGAGCUGAGGAAGGUAUGGCACAGGUGAGCUGAGUUGGUAUGGCACAGCCAUGUGUGGAGUUAUUAUGUCACUGUGAAGGAUUGGGCAUGUGUGUUUGGGAGACAAUGUUAGCUGCAGUGGUGACUAUGAUUGGCUGCAUCAGUGGUGAUGCAAACCGUUCACUCUGAUUGAUUACUUGCGGCAAAACAAAGUACAUGUUGUUGAUAUGCAUACAAAAAAUUGAGUACAAGAUGAAAGCAACAGGUGCAAAUAUUUUACAAAUUCUGUUUUUCUUUUUUAAGGAAGAGAUUGUUUAAUGUAAAAGACAAAAUUAAUGGUACUUUUAGUUGUUCAAAAGCCAACAUUGAAUGGUUCAGAGUUAUUGAAAUAAUUCUGCAUCCUGUAUUAUAUAAGGACUGUAUUCUGAAACACUUCUGUGCCACACCAUUACUUUCAAAAAGCUGUAGUUGAAGUGACACAAAGUUUUUAAGUGUGUGUUUAUGGUUGUAGUGACAGAAUAACCAGAUUUCUACAUUAUUAACAGGAGAAGCACUCUUGAGAACUUGGCUAGUCAUCUCUGUGGCCUUUAAGAACAGUCUUGGUGAAAGAGCAAAAGCAUUUCAGAAUACAUGCCUAAGCCGUGUGUCGUAAAGUACUUGUAUGUACGUACAACUAAACUGUUCCGUCACGUCUGAGAAUGUGGCGUCCAACCCUUGCUUAUCACUCACUGCUACUCACCACAGCAUAUCAUGGUGCAGCAAGUUUCUCCAUUGGCUCACGACAGCUAUCGAAGAAAACUAAACAUGAAGGAUGGAACAGUAGAUUGUCAUUUACUAAACAAGCUUGCAUCAGUCAGGUGGUAGGGAGUGUAGGGAAUGUCUGGCUUGGGCUGUCUGGUUCCUAGUGUGUGUGAUUAAGUUUGUGUUCGCUUCCUUGGGUUCCUUUCUCUCCCAAGUUUCCAUCACAUCACUGCCAGACUCCUCUUAUGGAAGUAAUAUAUUCAGUACCUGAUAUUUAUGUUCUGUGUUCUUUGUCUCACAUGUUAUUUUAGUUUUCUCUUGUUUUGUUUUUUAUCAGAUUUUUAUUUUUAGUCAUGUUACCAAUCAAGUCAUGUCUGUAAGAUGUCAGUUACAUUUGCCACAUAAUCACAUUUGUAAGAUAUUGGAAAUCUUUAUUUUGUCAGAUCUUACUUCACAUCACAUUUAUAAGAUGUUGAUAGUAUCUUUCAUAUCAGAUUUUUAACAGACCUCAUGUUUGCAAGCUGCUUGUAACCUCUCACUCCUUGAAAGGGACCACAGUUUUCCAUACACCACAUACAAGCUAGUGUGUGAUCAUGUGGGUGUUGCAGGCAUAUGUUAUAACUUUACAGCUGUUGGUGAUAGGAAGGCUGGCAUUGGUGCAUUGGUGGUAUGUUGUGGUGUUGGCAGCAUUCACUCUUACUGUGAUUACUGUCCCCUUUGUGUUUACUUCUUUAUACUUGGGAAUUGUGGUCGACAAGUAGAUAGAACAGUAAGAAAUAUGAAGAUAGCUGGGAGAUGGUGGCUAAUUCUUGUGCAGUUGGGGUUCUUCAUUUAACAUUACCACUACCUGUGCCAAUAUAAGUCUGCAUUCCCUGUCAUCAAUUGCUGUCAUGCUGUCAUCCUUCAGGUCACAACUAAGCAAGGGUUGGAUGUGUUAUGAUCUGUUUUACUGUUUCGUUUACCAUUGUGCAAAAGAAAGUAUCUCAUGAAAAAUGCUCUGUGGUGUAAGAUCUCUUUGUUAUGAUUCUAGUGUAGUCACAAAUACCUGCAGUACAUAUAGGUACACACUUUUUAUUUUAUUUAUUUAUUUAUUAUUAUUAUUAUUAUUAUUUAUUUAUUUUUUUUUAUUAUUAUUAUUAUUUAUUUAUUUUUUUUAUGUAGGAGGGUCAUUGGCCAAGGGCAACAAAACUGCAAUUAAAAAAAGGCCCACCAAGGUGCCGAUCCCUGAAAGCAGUAGUAAAAAAUUACAGGAUAUACUUACGUUUAUUUUUUAAUCAAGGGUCUUUUAUUUUUAUUUUUUUCACCUGAGUUACCGUCACCAAUUGAAAACAUAGUCCGUAAGCAAAGUUUAUGAGGAGGAAGUUGUAGUGCGUCCAUUGGUGAGGCAAAUGGACUGCCCUUAGUACCUGAUCUAUCUGUCUUUUGUAUAUGGUAAAGAUAGUUUCUUCUCCCACUAGUCAUUGGGCAGUUGGUUUAUGGCUAUGCCUCUUCAGAGUACAAAUCAUACCCUGAGAGUAACUUUAAGGCUGAGUACAUAUAAGUAGGUUAGAGAGGAAACUUAAAAUGUACAUAUAAGUAAUGGAGUUAUUUUUUAUAGUGUUUAGUGAUUGUCAAGGCUGAGCAGAGGUCACUCACACUUUGGCGAUCACUUUUCUUAAUCAGUAACAUGUUAGAUGUAUGUUUCUCUAGAGUAUCCUGCCACCCUUGAGAACAUAACACUGUGGAAUUGAUCUGAAAGUGGGAUUUAUUACCCAUGCAAAGACUCCUUAAACUGUGGCAGGAGACUCAAGGUAAACAGGAAUCUGACACAUUACCAGUUAAGUCUUCAGAUCAUUAAGCUAUGAGUGGGUUUCUAUCAGCCUUGUCUGUCCUAUUACACAAGCAGGAUGAACAAGACAGCCAGAUCCUCGUGGUGUAAAGUGAGUUAGUGGCUUUUGUUCAAAAACUCUUCUGUAUCACUCUUGUAAUUUCAAAAGGCACUAGUUGAAGUGACACAGGUUUUUAUGGGUGCUUUUACAUUUCUAGUGGCUGACUGAUAAAAUUUCUACAUUAUUAACAUGAGAAACACUCUUGAGAACCUGGCUAAUCAUAUCUGUGGCUUUGGGAAAUAGAUAUGGUGAGAGAGAGCAGAGUUUCUGAACAUGGUUCAUUGUAUUAAGGUGCCGUGUUGGAGUGGCUGUCUUGCUGCUGUAGUAAUAUCUUCCACUUGGUCAAUUCCCUUGAGCCAGUGUGGAGGGCAGGAUGGUGGCUGUGGUGUGUGAGAGGCAGCUGCUGCACCACAUCCCCCCAGUGUCAUUAUUAUUGUUACAGCUUGUGAUGUCUCUACUUACCAUUAUCUUCAUCAUCUCUUUCCUUCUUUUCUCCUUCAUCUCUGUCCUCUUUUUCUUCAGCUCCUUCCUUCACUUCUCCAUCAUAUCUCUUCUCUCUCUCCUCUUCUUAUUUACUUUUUUUGUUGUCUCCUUUUCUCUUUCCCUUUUUCUCUCUCUUCCAAUGGGUCUUCACCGUUAUCAUCAGUUGUCCUUAUUGUUCUUGAAAGGCUGGUGUUGAAUUCUGAGAACCAGGAUUCACCAUAAUACAGCUCUCUCAUUCUUCUAUCCUUUCCUUCACAUAUACUUGCCUGGUCACAAUAUGAUAGAAAUGCUUCAAUAUGUUAUCAAUAUGUAUACAGUAAUGUUUUGUUCUGUAUCAUCACAACCACCACCUUCACAACCCUCAUCAUCAACAUAAGCAUGCAAUCCAUAAUCCUUUACAUGCCAUAGAUAAAUACAUAAUGUCCUUUCAUACACACCCAGAUAGUGUUAUGUUUUGUAUCACCACCACCACCACCACCACCACAGCCCUCAUCGUCGCCACCCUGAGCCACCAUGCUGCCCUCCCCUUUCCACUGCUUCCUGUUAGUUUUGCUGGCACGGCAGAGUGACCAGCUGCGUAGGAGAGGAUGGCCCGGUGCCUUAUCCUGUCACUCUUACUGAAAAGGAUUAUAAUGUAGAGGUUUAGAGGUUUAUUUUGUAUAUUUUGUUACCAUCUACCUGUCACCUUGUUUGUUCUUUUCUAAAUAUGUAUGUUGUAUAUAGUUAGCAGUCAAAGGUGGAAUAUUAUUAUUAUUAUUGGGAAGAGGAUUUAGUUUAACAUGACAUAUAUUUUUGUUUUUUCGUCUCCAGUAAACUUUAUUCUUACCAUUUGUAUAAAGAAAGAUUAUGAACAAAGUCUGAAGGAGUUCUCAUUCUUUAUAUUUGUAAAUAUCAUAGCAUAUAUAUAGAGAGACCUAAUUAAUUUAUAUGUAUGUGUGUGCACAGAGUACAUGUGAGGAGGUGUAUUGUAAUAUAUAGCAAUAAGUUAAGAGGCUGUUCUGGCCCCCUCGUCCCUUCCCAGUUGCCUCACCAACAUACCGGUGAGGCUUGCUGUGGUGUGGGACUGACGAAGGGCAGCUGGUGAACCCAUGUACAAAGCCUUCACAGCAACUAGUGCCCACCACACACACACACACACACACACACACACACACACACACACACACACACACACACACACACACACACACACACACACACACACACACACACACACACACACACACACACACCAGAAACAAGUUUAGAGAAUAGCGUUCCAGUGUUUUUAAGUAAUCUAUAAUUUUCUAUAUAGGAUAAGCACUGCUUUAAGUAUCUGAGUCAAAGUUUUGGCAACUCAACAAAAUAUUUACCACCCUACCACAACCAUCACUACCACUACCACUACCACUACCACUACCACACCAGAAUACCAUACCAAAAUAAAGCUGACAGUGAAUAAACAGGAUUACCAUUUUUAGGAAUUUUAGGGCAGUUCUCUUUUACUUUAGUCUAUUUUUUCUUUCUUAAUAAACAAUAUAACCUGA